AGAUUCUACCAAGAGAAGUUAGGCAGAGAUAGAAGACAACUGACUGAGAGCGAAGGAGAUUGACAAACAAGACGCGAGAAACUAGAAAAGAAAACGGCAUCAAAAGCUUGAACAUACUUCAAGAAAUCAACUACUCAACGUAUUAUAAGUCUACCAACCUAGUGCUUCUACCCAUCUCUAUAACUCAUCAAGAUGAAAUUCUUACUUUUACUGACUGUCUUCGCUGUUAUAGCGCAAGGCAUCUUUGCUGCUCCAACAGGUCUUCAGAAGGAAGACCCACAGGAGCCACCACCACCAAAGAAACCCCAGGACAGCGUCGUCCAACACCAGGAACCCCUAGACGAGGAUCCGACUCCUGGAGCCUUCCAAGGAGACAUGAUGUUAACAGAUGAUCAGCUGAGACAAAUCGAGAUGGCCAUCGAUGAUCAGAAGGCUGGUCGUAAGAAGAGAAAAGCUGCCAUCAAUGAGAAUGCUCGUUGGACCUCCAACAUCGUUCCUUAUGAAAUCUCACCAUCUUCAAGUGGUGAUGCUACGGUGAUUCGUGCAGCUAUGGACCACUGGGAGCAGCAUACCUGUCUGAGAUUCGAACCACGAACUUCAUCACAUGCUAGUCAGCUAGGUCAUAACACCUAUCUUUCUUUCAUCAAGGGUGGUGGUUGCUGGUCCUAUGUAGGGAAGGUCUUCAAUGGUGAACAACAGAUCUCCAUCGGUUCAGGAUGUGAAUACCUCGGUAUUGUUGCUCAUGAGAUCGGACACGCCAUCGGGUUCCAUCACGAGCAAUCUCGACCAGACAGAGACGACUUCAUCAAUGUCCACUUUGAAAACAUCCAAUCCGGACUUGAAGGCCAAUUCGAAAAGUAUGACUGGAACGAAGUCACGACACGCAACGUCGAGUACGAUGUCGGUUCCGUCAUGCACUACGGAUCACAUGGAUUCUCAGUGAACGGUCAACCAACUAUCACCACCAUUGAUCCUCUUCAAAUGCAUCUCCUUGGUAACCGAGAGGGUCUUAGUACUGCCGACAUCACACUAGCCAACCUCAUCUACGAGUGUGACAAUGAAUGUUCGACCACGGAGCAAUGUCAGAACGGUGGAUACCAUGAUAGCGACUGUAACUGCGUGUGUCCUCCAGGUUACAGCGGUGACUUGUGUCAGGAUGGUAGUGGACCUACAACCACUCCACCAUGUAUCCAAAGAUUGACUGAUACACAGGGAGAGAUUACGUCACCAAACUACCCCAGUAACUAUGACAACGAUCAAGAAUGCAUGUACCUCAUUGAGGGAGCUCCAGGAAGCUCGAUCGAGCUGACAUUCGUAGACAUGGACAUCGAAAACGAGAAUCUCUGUAGGUACGAUGCCGUCGAGGUACGCACAGACGACAUCAACAGUAUCGGAGAGAUCUUCUGUGGUAACACAAUACCCCCUGUCCAGAUCUCUAGCAGCAACCAGAUGUUGGUUUCUUUCACAUCUGAUUACAGCGUCACUGGGCGUGGUUUCAGAGCUACUUACGUCAUCCAGGGUGGUUCUACCACUGAGAUACCAACUACCUCUCCUCCAACUACCAAUCCUCCAGUCAUCGGGACAUGUGGAGGAAACUUUGUUGACAACCAGGGUUCAUUAGCAUCACCAAACUAUCCAAACAAUUACGAUGAUAACCUACAAUGUGUCUACGUGAUCGAAGUGGAGGCUGAUCGUCGAGUUGAGUUGACAUUCGCAGACUUCUCACUGGAGAAUCAGAAUACUUGUCGUUGGGACGCACUGGACAUCGAUCUCGGAGAUGGUGUCAGAGUUCCUAUGAAGAUGUGUGGAAGUGAGUAUCCAGCCGCUUCUUUGGUGUCAAUCGGUAACAGGAUGGAACUAACGCUGAAAACUGAUGUGUCUGUUAAUGAUAGAGGCUUCAGAGCAGACUACCGUGCUAUCGAUCUGUAAAACCGUCGAUAUCGUUAGCCAAAAAUAUCUUGGUAAAAACGUAUAUGAAACAUCUCUUGUCACACAUCUAUCAUGACUGUAAGGUCAAAUUGUAAAUACGAAGAAAUG
Molecule: messenger RNA, 2037 nt
Organism: Strongylocentrotus purpuratus (purple sea urchin)
Lineage: Eukaryota; Metazoa; Echinodermata; Echinoidea; Camarodonta; Strongylocentrotidae
Product: protein SpAN
Exons: 7
Coding region: 193-1929 (578 amino acids)
Biological process (GO): proteolysis
Molecular function (GO): zinc ion binding; metalloendopeptidase activity
Source: RefSeq, a predicted model, not a curated record